AUGGGCAGCAAGAAGACUCAGGUUGUCCUCGCCGUUGCGCUGCUGCUGAUGGCACUCCUCGCCGCGGUCGCAUCGGCCGGCAGGGGCAGCUCCCCGCUGCUGGAUGCGAAAGCUAGCCAACGAUGCUGGAAUGUUGGAGCCUGUUCGCCUAAACUGUGCAAGGAGUCCUUCUCCUCCUACUGCGGCAAACAUUCUGUAUGGUCAUGCAAGAUCAGCGGCCGGUUCGUCAACUGCUGCUGUAGUUGA
Molecule: messenger RNA, 246 nt
Organism: Miscanthus lutarioriparius
Lineage: Eukaryota; Viridiplantae; Streptophyta; Magnoliopsida; Poales; Poaceae
Source: the annotation of a GenBank genome assembly